AUGCUGAUUGGAAUCUGCAUCUGCUCGGGCAAGAAGACGGUGGCCCAGUAUCUGGUCGAGCACCAUGGCUUCAAGCAUCUCUAUCUCGCGCAAGCCAACCCAGCAGAGCCUCCGCCCGGCAACGAAGAGUCGAGCUCGCCCUCGCCACCGCCAGCGGCCUUCAACGGCGCCCUGACGUCGAGCGCCCUUGCCCCCUCCUCCCCCGUCGACUCCGACACCAAGAACCACGCGUCGACGGCGUCGCUGGCGCUGCACCCUCGGUCGUCGCCGCCGCCGCCGCAGCACUACACGUUCGCGUCCCCCGAGGCGCUGCUUGAGUUCGUCACCAAGCGCUGGCGCAGCCGCUUCGUCACGACCGACAUCCCCACCGAGGCGGUCCUCGACGUCUUCGUCCGGCGGCCCUUCUUCCUGCUGCUGUCCGUGGACGCGCCCCUGACGGUCCGCUACCGGCGCUUCCAGCGGCGCGCGCUGCGGCCGGGCGACGCCGACGCGGGGCUCGACGAGUUCGUCGCGCGCAGCGACGCGCACCUGUACGACGCGCACGAGGGCUUCCAGCCGCUCAUCUCGCGCGCCUCGGUGCGGCUGCUCAACACGUCGAGCUCGCUGGCGCACCUGUACGCGACGCUCGGCAAGCUCGACAUCCCGAACCCGGACCGCCUCCGGCCCGGCUGGGACACGUACUUCAUGGCCCUCGCGUCGCUCGCCGCCCAGCGCUCCAACUGCAUGAAGCGCCGCGUCGGGUGCGUCCUCGUCGGCCGCGAGCGCCGCGUCAUCAGCACCGGCUACAACGGCACCCCGCGCGGCAUCCGCAACUGCGCCGACGGCGGCUGCCCGCGCUGCAACGACGGCAGCGGCUCCGGCGUCGGCCUCGCCACGUGCCUGUGCAUUCACGCCGAGGAGAACGCCCUGCUCGAGGCCGGCCGCGAGCGAAUCAGGGACGGCGCCGUGCUCUACUGCGACACGUGUCCGUGCCUGACCUGCAGCAUCAAGAUCUGCCAGGUCGGCAUCAGCGAGGUCGUCUACGCGCAGGGGUACAGCAUGGACAGGGAGACGGCCGCUGUCUUCAGCCAGGCGGGCGUCAAGCUGCGGCAGUUCAUCCCGGUCCGCCCAAUGGGCUGA
Molecule: messenger RNA, 1119 nt
Organism: Purpureocillium lilacinum
Lineage: Eukaryota; Fungi; Ascomycota; Sordariomycetes; Hypocreales; Ophiocordycipitaceae
Source: RefSeq, a predicted model, not a curated record